Oryzias latipes (Japanese medaka) is the source of this 4511-nucleotide messenger RNA. Lineage: Eukaryota; Metazoa; Chordata; Actinopteri; Beloniformes; Adrianichthyidae. The record is from RefSeq and is a predicted model, not a curated record.
GACAGAGAUAUUGCAAAAUGUCAAAAUUCAUUUUGUUUAAGGAAAAAAAACAAUACUUUAUUUCUACACCCUAAAUAACAUGACAUGCUUCCAUGCACUUCUGUUACAUAGACGUUAGGGGUAGAAAAGAAGACAAACAGCAGAUAACAGGUAAACAGUCAUCAUUGUCUAAACUGACAUAUUUUUCUAAGAUAUUAAGUGGCGGAGAGAGAGAAAGGAUUCAGCUGACUGCUUCAGAUUUAAUCUGAUGUUAAACUGCGGGGCAGGUGGGUCAUAAAUCACAAGCUGAAGUGUUUGGAAAUAAGCGUGAAGUCAGUACACAGUGUAACGGGCUAUUUUGGAUCUAAAUUUCUGACUGAGACAGAUCUCGUCAAAGUGAGGUGAGGAAAAAACGAUCCCCUUCUUUGGUUUAGAACCUGAAACAUCCAGUUCCUUCUUUAAUUUAAUUUCUUGAAACUCUAUAAAAACCUUUUUUUCUCAAUAAACUAUACAACGUUGAGGCCAGAAGAAAGCUAUACUGCUCCCCUGGCAGUCCAUCAGUGCGGAGAGCUAAUAGUUUGACCAGACUCUGUCAUGGUCUUUGGGGUGUAAGCGACCCGGACUGGUUGACCCAGGAGAAGAAACUCCGGCUCCCAGUUUUUUUUGAGUCUGUCCGCAAGAUAAACAAGCUCCAGAGAAAAUAUGAGAAGCCCCUUAUAAGAAUACGGCAUCUGUUAAUUUUUGGCAGAGUCUAAUCAUCUGUGACGCCACAGUCAGGGCGGUCUGUUUAGUGUCACUUUUCCAUGUUUUUUAUUCCCUGCUGUCCAGACACUUAGCAAAGUCACAACAGACUUACAAACUGAAAAAUGUUUCAUUUCAGCCGCUGUAAAGCCAACUCUGCGAGUGGAUUUUUGAUUUUCUGGAAUUUUUUGUGCAAAUAGCUAGAAUGGCUUAAAGAGGAGACAAAUGGAGCUACAAUUUUCCACCUUUGACCUCUGAGGAGACAGACAAGCGAGGAGCAAACAAUCUGAGAGAAGAGGUGAAGAAAAACAAGCUGCUGCUUGAUUCAUCCUAUUUUACCAUGGGAUGAGCUCCAGACUCAAUGCUCUUUCAUUCAGUUCAUUUUCAAGAUCUAAAUUCUCUGAACUUCCUGUUUAUGUCCAGCUGUUUCCUCUUGCAUCCUGACUGAGACCCCGACCAGAUCCUGGCCUCUGAGCUCGCACCCCAAACCCUGGAGGGGCAGGGGUGUCAACUAAGAGAAAAUGCGAUGCACCACCCUCACCACCCUGCUGACGGGGGUCAUGUUGUAUCUGGGGAUGGGAGCUCUUGUCUUUGUCACCCUGGAGUCUCCCAAGGAGAGUGUGGCAUUUGAGGAACUGCUCAAAACCAAGAAAGACUUUCUGAUCAAUAACACCUGCGUCUCAGAGUUUGAUUUCCACAGACUUCUAAAGGAUGUGGUGUCAGCCAUGGAGGCAGGUCUGGAUGUUGGCAACAUUCCUGCCAACUUAAGCACACGCUGGGACAUGGCCUCUGCCUUCUUCUUCUGCGGCACCAUAAUUACCACCAUUGGCUUUGGAAACCUAUCACCGCGCACCUGGUUUGGACAACUCUUCUGUGUCUGCUAUGCCUUGGUGGGUAUCCCCAUGUUUGGCAUACUGCUAGCUGGAGUGGGUGACCACAUGGGCACGGUGCUGCGGAAAGCUGUGGCCAAAAUUGAGACCCUCUUUUUGAAAAGGAAGGUCAGGCCCACAACUGUGCGUGUGAUCUCAGCAGUUCUCUCCAUCCUGAUUGGCUGUUUGAUCUUCCUCGCCGUGCCCACAGUAGUGUUUCAGAAAGUGGAGAGAUGGUCCUUCCUGGAGUCCUUGUAUUUUGUGGUCAUCACUCUCACCACUGUUGGCUUUGGAGACUAUGUACCCGGUGGAGCAAACGAGGGCGGUAACAUUUUCAAGCCCCUGGUGUUGUUGUGGAUAGUGUUUGGUCUAGCCUACUUUGCCUCCAUCCUCACCAUGAUAGGCAACUGGCUGCGGGUUCUGUCCAAGAAGACUCGUGCCGAGAUGGAGGAGCUGAGGGCUCACGCCACAGACUGGACUCAGAACAUGUCCAUGGAUUUUCGAAUCCCGAAUCCUCUGGAGUUCAAUGACCCUUUCCUCCUGCAGCGCAGACGUUGGAAGCGCAGUGAGCGUCGACGCAUUCGCCGAGGUGCCCAGGGCACUCUGGGAUACUGGAUUCGAGGAGGGUCUGAGAAUGGACACCUCCCAAAUCACUGGCCUGGUCUCUCAAGUUCCUUGAGUCGACUGGAGGGCCGUUCAUCACUAGAGAAAGCUGUGGUGGCAAAGUUCAGACCACGGCUGAGUGCUGACACUCAUGUGAUUGUCCGCACUGCAGCGGGAGGUGGGAAUGAUCCUGCAGUGAAUGUGCAGAGACAGGGCCGGUCGCUUCCUCCAAGGCUUGGCCGCUCUUUAUCUGUCCCGGUGGCCUGCUCCACCUCAGAGCUGGACUCCAUGGGUGCAGUCAUGCCUGACAGAUCCCUCUCUGGAUCUGGGUCUUGGUAUGAUUCCAGGUCGGAUGGCUCUUCCGUAUCACUGUCGUUGUCCAUAUACUGUAACUUCCAGCCGGGUCAUUCGACCACCAGGAGCAAGGAGAAGGAGGAAGGUGAAGUUCCACAACUUCAAACUUCACAGGAAAAGAAUGAAGCAAUCCCAGCAGAGAGCUUUAAACCUGUAGCAAAUGGUGUGCAGAGUAACAUCAGCACCCAUUGUUUCUCGCAUCUUUCCCUUCCUUUUCCAUCUGAGCUGCCUCCGGUUCUCACUCCCUCCCCGAGCAACCCUACCCCAGUCUGUCAGCCUCUCGAUUUCUUUGGCGAGAACCUCGCUUACAUAGACGAGUCUUCGGAUGCCCUGAGCGACAAGAUGACGGAGCGCGAGGAGAAGAGAAGGCGGCCACGAAAACCCAAAAGACGAAGCAUGAGACGACAGCUGCCCCACAGGUCAACCUCCCAGGUCAACAGCGACUUGCAGCCACCAUCCAAUCCACCGACACCACCCCCAGUCUUCUCUGCCUCCGACCUUCCUCCGUCAGGGAUCCACACAGAUUCAGCUCUGGCCCUCUGACAGUCAGAGUUGUGCCAAAGACCAGUUGUGUCUGAACUUUUCUGCCACAGUUGUGGCCUGUUAGCAGACAGAGCACAUACAGAAGAGCAGCCACACUUUGUGCAAUUAUCACCACCGUGAAUGUAUGAACUAUGAGCUUCACAGAAGCAGCCUAGAAUCUAGUUUUAUGGGGGGCGGAAGCUCAUAUGGAUUACUCAAGACCAAAACUACAUCUGCUGGUUUAGAAAAGCCAGUUUUAUUCUGAUCCUCAAAGUGGGAAAGAGCAGAUCCCAGGUUUCCAUGGCUUCAAGAGUCACACUUUCAUCCAGGUAUCGUCACACAUCAUGUGUGCUCUUGUUUUCAGACAGUUUUGCACGGACAUUUUUAACACUGAACCUCAGAUUUGUUGCCUUUGUGAGAUUUGUGGGGACUCAAAUAAAAUGUGUAAAGCAAGAGGGUCACAUAAUUAAAAGGGAUGACAGAGACAUGCUGUAUUUUGCACAAUUGUCCAAGGAAGUUAGUAACUUAAUCAGAGACUACGCAGGUUCUGAAGGAGGCCACCCAGUUAAAAAAAGAAAAGAAAAGAAAAAACAAAACCCAGCGGAAAUCCUGCAGUGGGUGGAGAGCCAGAACCACAAUAGAGAACAUUUUCAAAACAAUCCAGUGCCCACAUAUGAUUUUUUUCCCUUACAUGUAAUGAUUGCACAUUUAAGUAAACACUGAGGUCAUGCAGUGUUUUAAAUGAGCACUGACUUGCUCUCAACGGAAACAUAUCUCUAUUUUUUUUUUCAGAGCUGAUUAUUAAAAAUUAUAAAACUGACUUGUGGGUCUGAGUUUUGAAACUUUGUGUGGUGGCACACGAUCAGCCAGCAAUUCACAGCAUUGGUUAUUGCUGCCCCUCUGCAAAAAUAAAUCAAACUAAAGCCACAUUAAAGAAAACAUUCAGCUGCUGAGAUUUGUGACAAAAAGUUUAAAUGUUCUGUUCGCCUUUCAAACUGAUUAAACCUGAGAAAACAAGUAGCUGAUCCAAGGCAGAACAAUGACCUGAGAGAGACAAAUGAGCAGUUCCUGCAGGCUCAGAACCCAAAGAUGGAGACUUGAGAGUUGGACUUCAGUUGUAAGUAGAUUUCAUACCUGGGAAAAAUUAUGGAUUAUUGUAAGGGUUUUUUUUAUUACAGUGAUGCCUCUUGUACAUCAACUUAUUAGCUGCUGGAAGAUGUCUGUCUAGAGAUCCUUUCCAAUCUAGAGCAAACUUCCCUUUUUGAGUAAAAGAAACUUUUACUAAAGUUUGCCAGGGGGUUGAGUCAUUACAGGUUUGACUUUGUGAGUCUAAAGCUAUGUUCACAUCUCCCUCUGUAACGCUUGUUCAACCAAACACUUCCAAUGUAUUUUUUUUAUUAAUAAAUUUCAAACUAAAACACAAAAUGAAAAUAAACACAAGAG